Molecule: messenger RNA, 1220 nt
Organism: Acanthaster planci (crown-of-thorns starfish)
Lineage: Eukaryota; Metazoa; Echinodermata; Asteroidea; Valvatida; Acanthasteridae
Gene: nhp2
Product: NHP2 ribonucleoprotein
Cellular component (GO): nucleolus
Molecular function (GO): RNA binding
Source: RefSeq, a predicted model, not a curated record
AUACAUUGUGCAGGGUUUAGACGAAUGCGUGCUGAACGUAUUUAUUUGCACGUGUACAUAUACGUACAUGUACAGUGUUCAGUACAUGUACAUGUAUUAUGUACAAAAACAGUACAUGUAAAUGACUUCGCGUGGGAAACUUGCUUGAUACGUCCAGUUAAAAAAAUGGGAAAAACUCCAAAGAAGGACAAGGAAAACUCGGAAAAAUCUGAGCCAGCUGAAGAUAACGAACAAGAGCUGACUUAUGAAGAUCUGGUGCAACGAGUGGCGCCAAUCGCUAACCCUCUUGCCUCAAAAAAGUUGACCAAGAAGCUCUACAAAAGUGUCAAGAAAGCUUCCAAAGCAAAGACGCUCCGCAGAGGAGUGAAAGAAGUCCAGAAGUUCAUCAGAAAGGGAGAAAAAGGGUUUGUCGUCUUUGCUGGGGAUGUCACGCCCAUAGAGGUCAUGUGUCAUCUACCUGCUGUCUGUGAGGAUAGGAACAUUCCUUAUGCUUACGUUCCAGCCAAGAAGGAUCUUGGAGCUGCGAUGGGUGCCAAGCGCUCGACGUGCUGCGUCCUCGUCAAGACCCACGAGGAUUUUGCCGAGCUCUUCAACGAUUGCUUACAGAUGAUCAAACAGCUUCCGCCGCCCAUUUAGUUCAUUGACUUUCCGGGCCUAAACCUCCCCCUACCCGUACCCCUCCCCGAGGCCACCACCCCAUCCCUGCUCCACUCCACCGUUACAUGUAAUUGCUUUGUUCACACGCGCACUUUCUUAUGGCUAUGAGGUGGGACGCAAUCCAUCCAAGUGCUCAUGUGCUAAAACAAAGCGUGACGUCAUGUUUUAGGUCUGUUGGCAGGGCACGGCUCGCCAAAUGGACAAUCAGAUCUCUGUCUUUUUAUUUGUAAAUUUCAAUAAACGUGCUUGGCAAAGCUCAGCCUUUAGCAGGCUGACCAAACUCAUGACCACUUGACAGUUUCACAUCAACACUGAUCGUCUAUAAGGCAGAGGGCGCCAUUUAGUUUUUCUUCACCAUGAUUAUCAACCUGUUCAGCUAAGUCGGAAUUUUCCUCGAGUCACGUUUCCAUUAGUUCAUGGGACAAGUUGAUAAUAAUCAUUUUUUAAAUCAAAUCAUUGCUUUUAAUUUUCGGGUAAUGGUUUAGAUGUCCCCAUUUACUUUCAGGAUUCUUACAAGUGGCUUCUUAUGGUUUUUAAGAAUAAAAGAUGUAAAUACCAUUGAA